Messenger RNA from Lagenorhynchus albirostris (white-beaked dolphin), 4080 nucleotides. RefSeq names its product BTB domain containing 9 (gene BTBD9). The transcript is spliced from 12 exons. Gene Ontology annotation, biological process: modulation of chemical synaptic transmission; adult locomotory behavior; circadian behavior. The coding region runs from base 66 to 1961 and encodes 631 amino acids. Gene Ontology annotation, molecular function: protein binding. NCBI's taxonomy places the organism in Eukaryota, Metazoa, Chordata, Mammalia, Artiodactyla, Delphinidae. The record is from RefSeq and is a predicted model, not a curated record.
GGAAGAGGCGUCUGUGCGGGCGGUGAGGUCGCAGAGGAACAUCGUGGGGGUAUGGAAAUAAUCGCAUGGAAGUUAGAACAUUUGUCAAAGACCACAUCAACGACUAUCAUCUGUUCUACAAGAUGAGUAACAGCCACCCUCUUCGCCCCUUUACUGCAGUGGGGGAAAUUGAUCAUGUGCACAUUUUGUCUGAACAUAUUGGUGCCUUGUUGAUUGGGGAAGAAUAUGGCGACGUCACAUUUGUUGUGGAAAAGAAACGUUUUCCUGCCCACAGGGUAAUUUUAGCAGCAAGGUGCCAAUAUUUUCGAGCAUUACUGUAUGGUGGAAUGCGAGAAUCUCAGCCUGAAGCCGAAAUCCCUCUCCAAGACACCACUGCAGAAGCAUUCACAAUGCUACUUAAAUACAUCUACACUGGGCGGGCAACGCUGACAGAUGAGAAGGAGGAGGUGCUGCUGGACUUUUUGAGCCUGGCUCAUAAAUAUGGAUUUCCAGAGCUGGAGGAUUCUACCUCUGAGUACCUCUGCACCAUACUUAACAUUCAGAAUGUCUGUAUGACUUUUGAUGUUGCCAGUCUCUACUCCCUUCCCAAGUUAACGUCCAUGUGCUGCAUGUUUAUGGACAGAAAUGCUCAGGAGGUGCUCUCAAGCGAAGGCUUCCUCUCCCUUUCUAAGGCAGCACUUUUAAACAUCGUAUUAAGAGAUUCAUUUGCAGCUCCCGAAAAAGAUAUCUUCCUAGCCUUGUUAAACUGGUGUAAGCAUAAUUCAAAGGAGAAUCAUGCUGAAAUCAUGCAGGCUGUCCGUUUGCCUCUGAUGAGCCUCACUGAACUUCUGAAUGUCGUGAGGCCUUCGGGACUAUUGUCUCCUGAUGCCAUUCUGGAUGCUAUUAAAGUUCGAUCAGAGAGCCGGGACAUGGACCUCAAUUACAGAGGCAUGCUUAUACCAGAAGAAAACAUUGCAACUAUGAAAUAUGGAGCCCAGGUGGUAAAAGGGGAGCUGAAGUCUGCCUUAUUAGAUGGUGACACUCAAAAUUAUGAUUUGGAUCAUGGAUUUUCUAGGCACCCAAUUGAUGAUGACUGCCGUUCUGGCAUCGAGAUUAAGCUAGGUCAGCCGUCCAUUAUCAAUCAUAUACGGAUACUCCUGUGGGACCGAGAUAGCCGGUCUUAUUCAUACUUCAUUGAAGUCUCAAUGGAUGAACUUGAUUGGAUCAGAGUGAUUGAUCAUUCGCAAUAUCUGUGUCGUUCUUGGCAGAAGCUGUAUUUUCCAGCCCGUGUCUGCAGGUAUAUUCGAAUAGUUGGGACUCACAACACAGUGAAUAAGAUUUUUCACAUUGUGGCUUUUGAAUGUAUGUUUACAAACAAAACCUUCACUCUGGAGAAGGGGCUAUUAGUUCCCAUGGAGAACGUUGCAACAAUUGCUGGUUGUGCCAGCGUGAUUGAAGGAGUCAGUCGGAGCCGAAAUGCCUUGCUGAAUGGGGACACUAAGAACUAUGAUUGGGAUUCCGGCUAUACAUGUCAUCAGCUAGGAAGUGGUGCAAUUGUGGUUCAACUGGCACAGCCGUACAUGAUUGGGUCAAUACGGUUAUUACUGUGGGACUGUGACGAUCGGAGCUAUAGCUACUACGUCGAGGUUUCCACCAACCAGCAGCAGUGGACCAUGGUAGCUGACAGAACUAAAGUCACCUGCAAGUCCUGGCAAUCAGUAACUUUUGAAAGACGGCCGGCCUCCUUCAUUCGAAUCGUUGGAACACACAACACAGCAAAUGAGGUGUUCCACUGCGUCCACUUUGAGUGUCCCGAGCAGCAGAGCAACCAGAAGGAGGAAAACAGCGAGCAGUCGGGGACAGGGGACACUAGCCCAGCCAGUCAGCAGCCCGACCCCCACGCCCUGCAGGCCCCCAGCGGCAACUCACUGCACUCCAGUCCAGGCUCCAGCUCGUACUCAGCCAACCGGCAGCACCAAUAAAGGAGGCGCACGUGUGGAGUGACUCGGCUGGGCCCAGGUGGCACAGGAGCCGUGUCCUCCCCGAGCAGGGAUGCCUGUGGACGCCUCGCCCCGCCACCCCCGCCCCACGAGGAACAGACCUGGCUGCAGAAACACACAGGACAGGUUUCCUCCCAAGGACACAAAGGGGCUGCUUUGUUCUCCUCAGUUUGUUCAAAUCAGGCUGGUCUCCAGGGGGAGAAAGUGGGUCUUCAAUCUUCAUCAAGUCCAUUAACACCCUACCUCUCUAAUCUAACCCUGCAAAGACCACAGAAGGAAGUAAUAGGCCUGAGUCGGAAUACAAAGAUGGCACAUGAACACAGGAAUGGAAGAGAAUGUAUUAGGCCUUCCUUACCUGGAGGCAAGGCACCCUGUAGGAAAUGGGUUUCCUUAGAGUGUUUACUUUUAUGGAACACAUUGCCCUGGCAACUAAAUAAUUUUUUAUUUCUUUUAGUUAUUCUCCAUUUGCUGAAUCAUAGGUUUUCCAGAUCUUUAUGAAAGGUUCAAACAGCAAAUCACUUGUUUUAAUCCCUUUUGACGCUGUAAUUUUCCUUCCUUAGUUUUGAACGGUUGAGCGUGGGGUAGAGCUGAGAAAUAUCAUGCGCAUCUCCUAAAUGAGGCACAGAUGCAGCUCAUCACGGCACCUGGUCUGACAAGGAAAAUCCUUUGAGGAAGAUCAACAAAAUACACAAGGAGCAGAUUAAUCUGUGGACACUGGAGUUAAUAAUCACUCAAAUUGCCAAGUUAUUAACCUGUCAUUCCUGAAACGUAUCCAGCCUUUAAGCUUGGGAGGCUGACAAGGAAACAGUGAUUAUGCCACCAGCUAAUUUAAUGUUCAGAAGUAUGUAUGAGUGUAUACCAACUUCCGGUUGGGCUGGACCUGUCCUCCAUUUGCCACAGGUUAGUGAGCGGUGUGGAGGCAGCCGUCCUGCCAGUCGGUGUCGGGAAUGCAAAAGUGGGCCUUUCCCACGUGGUGGUGAUCGGUGGUUGCUGUUUUUCCCCCAGACCAUAAUACUCAGCCAGGGAUUGGAAAAAAAAAAUCAGUUCUAAGAAGCUUUCCUUUUAAUCCUCAUUGAAACGAUCUCAUCUGACAGUUGUCGCUUGGUCUGGCUCUGUGUGUCUGAGUAAUUUCCAUCCCACCGCUAACUGCCCUGCGUAACUUGAUCAGAUUGUGUCCGGUUUUUGCUCAUCCCCCGAUUCUUCCGUUGGCUGGCUGUCACGAUCAGGUCCUCUGUGCAUCCUGCUUGGAGGAGGGGUGGGGCCGACGGGGGGUCCUUUCUGUCUUAAAGACACAUUGGUCGUGGGUGUACAAAGAGCCAGUGGGUCAGCUGUUUCCUCCUAGUGUGAUGUAGUUGUGAUUUAUCAGUAUUGGAAUAGUAGGGUAGCUUCAAGCUGCAUGAUUAAACGGGAAGGUUGUCUUUCUGCUAGUCUCCCUCGGUGCCCUCGACUCUGAUCUCUGUCUGCGUCCCCCUGCGUGGGGUGAGUGGAACGCUCUGAGGGGAACAGCUUUUCACAAUGGGAGGGGCUCUGGUAACAAAUAGCGGUGCCGCGCGCUUGCUUGCCACGGGUGGCUGGCCGCGCUCUGUGGCUGGCGCUGCCUCCCUCAGCAUCCAGCCCCUUCUCCAGUUAGAGCUGAGGAUGCCUGACAACUCAGCACUUCCUCCAGCGGUGCAUUCACUGCCCACAGGGGAGGCAGGAGGAGCAGGGAAGUCAGAAGAGGGCAGCGUUCAAAUGUUUUGCAAGUAUCAUCCAUUCAAGGGCUUCUUCUCAAACUCUGAAGCCACCUGUCCAGAGAGGAAUCACUGCUGACCCGGGGAAGUGUGGGGUGGGUUGGGGGAGGGUCUGGAGCCCUUCAGUACCCUUCUCCAUCCAGGCACAGGUAACGAAAUGCGUCCUGGACACUCAGCUUCACACCUGAAGAGGCAUGAACUGUGCCCUGCAUGGCCAGUGGCUCACCCUCUGCUUCCUGUCCUCUGUGAAUUCUCUUUGGUGUUCGUUCCUUCCAGAUCUCUGCCCUGAGGUCUGGAGAGAAUAAAGCUUGUCUCUCUCCUGCUCCUCCAGCACUUCAGACACGCCUUGUUUUCAGAUAAAGGGAAAGGGG